AUGAAAUACGAAGAUUUUGUCUCACUCUUAACAACGGGUCGAUUCACAGAGGAAGAAGCUCCGGAAUAUUGUGAGGAUGCAAAUGAGGGCGAAUUACUGUCUCAUACUCGCAGAUUUCUUACUGAAGCCUGUGGAAUAAAGGACCUAACCAACCAGAUAACGAGCGAUGACAUAUCCCUACAACCAUCCACCGGCGGUGGUUUCGCCGAUAUAUACCGCUCAGCUUUGAAUAAUGGUAAUCAAGUGGCCAUCAGGACUCAGUACAGAAAAUCUUCUGAAUCUUCUCACUUUCGAUACAGGGAAACGAUUAAAAACGCCUACAAUUGGAGCCAGAUGCGACAUCGAAACAUAAACGAACUACUUGGAUUCACCAUUUUCCGCAAUGCUAUCGGGCUAGUCUCAUACUAUGCGAGUAACGGCGGCAUCCCACAGUACAUUUACAAGAGACCAAGCGCUGAUCGUAUGAAUUUGUGUAUUCAAAUCUCCCAAGGGGUAUCCUACAUGCACUCGAUUGGAAUGUUACAUGGUGAUAUUAAGGGGGCUAACGUCGUAGUUAUGGAAGACGGAACCGCGAAGCUUAUUGACCUUGAAACAUCUGUGUCUGAGCAGAGUGCCUGGAGUUUUGAAACCCGAGGCCACUCACUUCGAGCCUCAAUACGAUGGGUGGCACCCGAAAUCUUUCAAGAUGAACCAGUAACGACGCGUGCGUCCGACGUCUAUGGGCUAGCAAUGACUAUACUUGAGAUAGCAUCUGGCAAAGUACCUUGGAGUAAAAUUAGCCGCGAUAUUCAUGUCAUUAGACGAGUGAUCAACGGCGAAACUCCGGAUCGACCCGCCCAAAUUCUGGAUGUAAAUGGCGAUAGUCUCUGGGAGUUACUUCUCGAUUGCUGGAAGCUCGAACCAAAAGAACGACCCAGCGCAGGAUCUGUGCUAAGAGUGUUUCUCGCAAGGAACCCCGACGCUGAUCGAUGCCAACUGAGUACUCAGAUAUGUGAGGGUGUGGCGUAUCUACACAAUAUCGGGAUUGCCCAUGGUGAUCUAAAAGGGGACAAUGUGUUUGUUUCUGACUCAGGCUCUGCACUUCUUGCUGAUUUGGGGAGCGCCGACGUUGAAGGCCGCGCUGUGGACUUCACGCUCUUUAUGAACCGAUGUGGCUAUACGACUCGUUGGGCGGCGCCCGAGCUGAUCAAAUAUGGAGUGUUUCGAUGUAGAGAGGCAGACAUAUAUGCCCUUGGAAUGACUAUUCUUCAAACCCUCACAGGCGAGGUCCCGUUCAAAUACAAACGACAGGACCACAUGGUGAUCAUGGCCGUCAUCGGAAAGCGCGAGUUUCCAAAACGACCGCUGGCUCAGAUACCGGUUGAUAGCGAACACGGUGAUAAGCUAUGGGAUCUCCUCUGUUGGUGCUGGUCUCCGGAACUGGAGAACAGGCCGAAUGCUGACCAAGUGGUAAAAGAGAUGCGAACAAUAACGAGGGAUGGACUAGCCCCGACUGCACAAGACUAA
Messenger RNA from Rhizoctonia solani, 1506 nucleotides. RefSeq names its product Tyrosine kinase specific for activated. The record is from RefSeq and is a predicted model, not a curated record. The transcript has 17 exons. Gene Ontology annotation, molecular function: protein kinase activity; ATP binding. Lineage: Eukaryota; Fungi; Basidiomycota; Agaricomycetes; Cantharellales; Ceratobasidiaceae. Gene Ontology annotation, biological process: protein phosphorylation. The coding region runs from base 1 to 1506 and encodes 501 amino acids.